AUGUUCGUCAGGAAGCGUGAUGGCCGCCAGGAGCGCGUGCAAUUCGACAAGAUCACUGCGCGAGUAUCGCGUUUGUGUUACGGCUUAGAUACAGAUCACAUUGAUCCAGUAGCCAUCACCCAGAAGGUUAUUUCGGGUGUUUAUGGUGGUGUCACUACUGUUCAGCUAGACGACCUCUUGGGCCCCCAGGCUGCUGAAACCGCGGCUUACAUGACUGUCACCCAUCCCGACUAUGCGAUCCUCGCCGCUCGUAUUGCGAAUGGUACCCCAUCUCCGAUGAUUGCCAAAGAAACAUACGAGUGCGUGAUGCGCCACAAGGAGGAACUCGACUCGGCUAUCGUGUACGACCGAGACUUCAAUUAUCAAUAUUUUGGCUUCAAAACACUGGAGCGCUCCUAUCUCCUUAAGCUUGAUGGACAGAUUGUCGAACGGCCACAACACAUGAUUAUGCGCGUUUCCGUUGGAAUUUGGGGCGACAAUGUCGAGCGCGUUAUCGAGACGUACAAUCUCAUGUCUGCCAAAUUCUUUACGCAUGCCUCCCCAACUCUGUUUAAUGCCGGUACGCCCCAGGCUCAGCUAUCGUCUUGCUUCCUUGUUGAUAUGAAAGAUGAUAGCAUUGAGGGAAUUUAUGAUACCCUCAAGACCUGCGCUAUGAUUUCAAAAAUGGCUGGCGGAAUCGGCUUGAAUAUCCACCGUAUACGGGCAACCGGCUCUUAUAUCGCUGGGACUAAUGGAACAUCCAACGGUGUCAUCCCUAUGCUCCGUGUCUUCAACAAUACGGCCCGAUACGUCGAUCAAGGCGGAAACAAACGACCAGGCGCAUUUGCCAUCUAUCUCGAGCCAUGGCAUGCAGAUGUCUUUGAGUUUCUAGAUCUGCGAAAGAACCACGGCAAAGAGGAGAUUCGAGCUCGAGAUCUAUUCCUCGCCCUUUGGAUUCCGGAUCUUUUAUGA
Parascedosporium putredinis is the source of this 951-nucleotide messenger RNA. The record is from the annotation of a GenBank genome assembly. Lineage: Eukaryota; Fungi; Ascomycota; Sordariomycetes; Microascales; Microascaceae.